AUGUUCCACUCAACGAAACCAUACUCGGCCGUUACGGUACAGAUAGAGGUACUUACCAGCGAACAAUAUGAGGUGGAAGACUCGAGCGGUAUUGUCGAUCUUAUUGAGGCCAUUCGUAUACAAGCAAGCGGCCCUACAGAGGCUUCCCGCGCUCUGCGCAAGAAGCUGAAAUAUGGCAAUAUUCACCGUCAGUUACGAUCCCUUACGAUCCUUGAUUUCUUAAUUCAAAACGCGGGUGAUCGCUUUCACCGAGAAUUCGCAGACGAGCCGUUACUGGAGCGAUUGCGAAUUGCCGCCACGGACUCGAUUUCCGAUCCCUUGGUUAAAGAGAAAUGCAAGCAGUUGUUUGGACAAUGGGCAGUCUCAUAUAAGGGUACCCCUGGGAUGGAACGGAUUGCUGGGUUAUACAGGCAGCUUCCGAAACGGAAACAACCAGCGAAUCAAGCGAAGGCCAAGGUUCUACGCGACUCGGAUAAGUCUUCUGAGCCUCAAAUCGGACACUCGGUAUCAGUUUCUGCUGGAAACGGACCUGCUACCGUACUCAGUAGCCCGAAACACAAACAUUCAUCCAGUAAAGCACUGAAGAAAGAGAAAAAGGAAAAGAAGCUACACAGCCGUUCGUUCAACUUCGAAAAAGAGAAACCGGAAAUGCUUCAAACUUUAGCUUCCUCCUCAGUUGCUAGUACAAAUCUUCUUAACGCUCUCAAGCGCGUGAAUCGAGAGACACACCGCGUGAGUGAAGAUGCCGAGGUACUGAACAGAUUUGAGACGUGCAAGCAAUUACGGCGCCAAAUUCUACGAUACAUUCAACAUGUUGAGAGUGAGGAAUACCUGGGCAGUCUGAUUCAUUCCAACGAGGAGUUGGUUUCAGCAUUGAUGGCAUUCGAGGUUCUGGACAAGAGCUUGGACUACGACAGUGAUAGCGACCAAGAUGUUCUCGAGAGCGGUUGGACGCCUGAUCAUGAAGUCAAUGAGUCCUUUGCUGGGCUGGCCAUCAACCCUCCAAAACCCCCUCGCCCUACCCGACCAUUGAGUGUCGCAGUACCUUCAUCCUCCACACACGGACCGAUAUAUUCCAGCGAGAGUGAAUCAGACUUCGAACCUGAUGACGAUGACGAGGACAAUCCGUUUGGGGACAGGAAUGCAAUUUUGACGCCAGCGGUGGACACCUUUGGUCGAACUGUUAUACUACCUCAUCCAAGACCCCCCAUCCGUACCAUGCCCGACUCUCCCCGCGAGGAGCGCCGGCGCUCACGCUCACGCUCGCCGCCUCGCCGCCCAAAGGCUCACGGAGGCUUUCGCUGGAAAGACAAGCGCAGCGCAAACAACGACACUCAGAAUGACGGCGAUGCACGACUAGAUCGGGGCUAUCGGAAUCGCUCCCCCCGAAGACCGUACGAUCGAGACGGUGAUCGUGAUCGAGGUAACGACCGGUACAGAGGCGACUAUCGAGACCGAGAACGAGGUGGAGAUCGGGACCGGAGCGAUUACCGCGACAGAGAUAGGGACAGACCUCAAGAGAGGAGUCAUGACCGUGACCGCGACCAGCGCCCCAAGGAAAAGAAAGAGAAGAAGGAGAAAAAGCCCAAGCCCGCGCCCGUCGGCGGCGGCGAAGCAAUGAUAAUCGUGCACGUCAACGACCGUCUAGGAACGAAGGCUGCGAUCCCUUGUCUGCCCUCCGACACGGUCGGGAACUUCAAGGCCCUUGUCGCUGCGCAUAUUGGACGUGAACCGCAUGAAAUUUUGCUUAAGAGGCAGGGGGAGCGGCCGUUUAAGGAUUUUAUUUCGUUGGCGGAUUAUAGUAUUGGGAAUGGGGUGCAAUUGGAUUUGGAGGUCGGAACUGGGGAUUAA
Molecule: messenger RNA, 1851 nt
Organism: Aspergillus versicolor CBS 583.65
Lineage: Eukaryota; Fungi; Ascomycota; Eurotiomycetes; Eurotiales; Aspergillaceae
Exons: 5
Coding region: 1-1851 (616 amino acids)
Biological process (GO): endocytosis; actin cortical patch localization; actin filament organization
Cellular component (GO): actin cortical patch
Molecular function (GO): ubiquitin binding; phosphatidylinositol binding
Source: RefSeq, a predicted model, not a curated record